AUGACCGGUUGUAAAAGUUUAUAUUUUAUUUGCUUGGAAUAUUGCGUUUUACGUUUGGAAAAUUAUUCUAGAAAUUUAACGGAAAAUGAAAGAGGUUCAAUAGCAGAAGAUUUAUUAAAUUACGCAUAUCAAAAAUCAAAUUUAGAUAAAAAUAAAAAAAAAAUAUGGAAAGACGAAUGGAAAAUUUUUUUCACGAGUAAAAUGAAAUUCGUCACACUCGUAUGGGACGACGAUUUGAUCGGUUAUGUUGGUAGAAUUUGCAAGAAUCUCGAACUGUGUAAAAUUGUCGGAAUAAAAAGAUUCACGGCUGAAACGAUUUUAGAAUUGCCAAAAAGUUUAAAAAUUUUAGAUUUCGACGGUGAAUUGAUAAGAAAAAAUGAAAUUAUUAAAAGAUUGAUAAUAAACGAUGACGUAUUACAAAGUUGGCUACCCCAAUCAGAAACUUUAUUAAAGAAAUUGUUGAUCGUUCAAUCGCGUCCUUUAAAUUUUCAAUCAUCAUCAAACGAGUCAUUUAUUACUCACGCACAUUUGGGUAAUUUAAAAAUCUCCGCAUUAGACAUACAAAUAAUAAUAAAAAAUUGUCCGAAUCUUGUUUUGUUACGUCACUAUCAAAUGGUUGCUGCUCUUUAUCAAAUGCAUAACGAAACGUGGAAGAAGAAUAAAAACGAUACUAAAACCUUACCUAAAUAUCAUUUGAAAAAUUUAGAUGUUGAUUUUUCACACGUGGUCAGGUUUAGAAUGUCACCCAAAUGGGUUCUUUCGCCGGAUGCUCUUCAACUGGCAACAUUAUUAUGUCCAUCUGCUACGAGCAUACGAGUUCGUUUUGAUUGCAGCACACCUCAUGAUGUUCUAUCAUCUUUGGAAACUUUGAAAAAGAUAAAAGAUUCAGUUAUCGAAGAUAUAGAUAUUCACGUCAUUAUAAACAAUUGCGUCAAAUUGGAAACCAUCGUGCUAAGCGGUUGCGGAUUUGUUAUGCCACCAACGUGCGAAAGUUUCGAUUGUAAAAAAUAUAAAAAAGGAAUUUUUAAAAAGCUUAAAAAUUUAUUUUAUGCGGAUGGUGAUGAUUUUAGUUGGGAUCACGGAGUACCCGAUUGUUUUUGGAAAGCGACAUUAUGCUCUUCCGGUAUAUCGAGUCCUUGUAAACUUCAAAGUAUAUUUUUAGAAUAUCCAAAAAUUACAUCUUCUUUCAUAAAAGAAAUUAUAGAAUCAAAUAAAGAUUGGUCAUCUGAUCGUUCACCGUUUCCGGAUCUUGAAAUUUUAAGCUUGUGUAGAUUUCACGAGUUAACAUACGAUGACUUGGCGUAUAUUUGCGGUCUUUUACCAAAAAUAAUAAAACCGAGUAGAAAUUUAAAAUAUAUAAGAUUAUCCGAAUGUGAAAAAAUUGAUAAAAAUGAUGAUAAGAAAUUAAUAAGAUGGUUUAAAAGUUAUGGAAUCGAUUUGAAGAUUGACGUUGACAAUUAA
Molecule: messenger RNA, 1461 nt
Organism: Pediculus humanus corporis (human body louse)
Lineage: Eukaryota; Metazoa; Arthropoda; Insecta; Psocodea; Pediculidae
Exons: 7
Coding region: 1-1461 (486 amino acids)
Source: RefSeq, a predicted model, not a curated record